Pelecanus crispus (Dalmatian pelican) is the source of this 576-nucleotide messenger RNA. The record is from RefSeq and is a predicted model, not a curated record. NCBI's taxonomy places the organism in Eukaryota, Metazoa, Chordata, Aves, Pelecaniformes, Pelecanidae.
UGGAGGGAGUUUGCUAAGGAGAUGGAUGGAGUAAUACGCAUUGGAGCUGUCAACUGUGGAGAUAAUAGAAUGCUUUGUCGAAUUAAAGGGAUUAACAGUUAUCCCAGUCUGUAUGUUUUCAAAACUGGAACGCAACCAGUGAAAUAUUACGGAGACAGGUCAAAAGAGAGCUUAAAGAACUUUGCCAUGCAGUAUGUUACAAGCACAGUCACUGAGUUAUGGGCAGGGAACUUUGUUAAUGCCAUUGAAACUUCAUUUGCUUCUGGUGUUGGUUGGCUGAUCACCUUCUGUGCUGAACGUGGGGAUUGCUUGAGUUACCAAACACGCCUUAAGCUAGCUGGCAUGUUGGAAGGUCUUGUUAAUGUAGGCUGGAUGGACUGUGGCACCCAGGGUGAGCUUUGUGAUAAUUUAGAUAUCUCGUCUAGUACUACAGCAUACUUUCCACCUGGAGCCACCAUAAAUAACAAAGAGAAAGGAGGUGUUUUGUUUCUUAACUCCUUGGAUGCCAGAGAAAUAUAUCAGGAAGUAAUGCAGCAUCUGCCAGACUUUGAAAUUAUCUCUGCAGCAUCAUUAGAG